Messenger RNA from Cryptosporidium muris RN66, 768 nucleotides. Its product is annotated as U2 snRNP auxiliary factor small subunit, putative. Gene Ontology annotation, molecular function: metal ion binding; pre-mRNA 3'-splice site binding. Lineage: Eukaryota; Apicomplexa; Conoidasida; Eucoccidiorida; Cryptosporidiidae. The transcript has a single exon. The coding region runs from base 1 to 768 and encodes 255 amino acids. Gene Ontology annotation, biological process: mRNA splicing, via spliceosome. The record is from RefSeq and is a predicted model, not a curated record. Gene Ontology annotation, cellular component: U2AF complex; spliceosomal complex.
AUGGCAGAACAUCUUGCACGUAUUAUUGGAACUGAGGAGGAUCGUGUUAAUUGUCCAUUUUAUUGGAAGAUAGGAGCCUGUAGACAUGGUGAUCAAUGUAGUAGAAGUCAUUAUAAACCAACAAAUAGUCCCACAGUAAUUAUUCGUCAUAUGUAUGAAAAUAGUCCUAUAAGUUUAGCAAUUGCUGAAGGUCAAGUUGUUGAUGAUAAAUUAGCUGAUAAUGAAUCAGAUAGAUUUGAAGAAUUUUAUGAGGAGAUAUUUGAAGAAUUAGCAAAAUAUGGUGAGAUCUCAGAUUUACUUGUUUGUGAUAAUAUUGGUGAUCAUAUGAUUGGAAAUGUUUAUGUUCGUUAUACUAAUGAAGAAUAUGCUAAAAGUGCUUUAGAUAAAUUAAAAGGUAGAUCAUAUUCAGGUAAACUUAUUGAUGCUGAACUUUCACCAGUUAGUGAUUUUAAAGAAGCACGUUGUAGACAAUUUAUUGAUGGAUGUUGUAAUAGAGGUGGUUAUUGCAACUUUAUGCAUAUUAAACAUAUUCCUAGAUGCGUAAAAAAUAAGAUUUUUCAACAAAUGUAUAGGGAUCAUCCUGAAUAUUCUAAGAAAAAGUCUGAUAGAUAUUCAGAUUAUAGACAUGAUGAUUUAAAAAGGGAAUUACUAGAUGAUGAUGAUAGAUAUGAUUAUACAAAACAUACAAAGUAUAUAAGACAAUCAUCUGAGGAAAGAAGGCAAAUGAUUGAAAUGUGGAAUAAACAACGAAAUAUUAAUAAUCAUUAA